AUGACAUCUGGAGAACCAAAGACAAGCCUCAAGGAAGCCUACCCGUCUGCCAAGAGGCUGCUGCCAAGGGCGGAGGAGGAGGGAGAGGCGGACGACUACUGUACCCCUGGAGCCUUUGAGCUGGAGCGACUCUUCUGGAAGGGCAGUCCCCAGUACACCCAUGUCAACGAGGUCUGGCCCAAGCUGUACAUCGGUGAUGAGGCGACCGCGCUGGACCGCUACAGUCUGCAGAAGGCGCGCUUCACUCACGUGCUAAACGCGGCCCACGGGCGCUGGAACGUGGACACGGGCCCCGACUACUACCGAGACUUGGCCAUUGAGUACCACGGUGUGGAGGCGGACGACUUGCCCACAUUCGACCUCAGCAUCUUCUUCUACUCGGCCGCGGCUUUCAUCGACUCUGCGCUCCGCUACGACCACAAUAAGAUCCUGGUUCACUGUGUCAUGGGCCGCAGCCGGUCAGCAACACUGGUCCUAGCCUACCUGAUGAUCCACAGGAACAUGACUUUGGUGGAUGCCAUUCAACAAGUGGCCAAGAACCGCUGUGUCCUACCCAACCGGGGCUUUCUGAAGCAGCUCAGAGAACUGGACAUACAGCUGGUGCAGCAGAGGCGACAGGUGCAGGGCAGCGACAAUGGUGAGAUGGUUGGUGAGGAGGAACCCUAG
Molecule: messenger RNA, 666 nt
Organism: Condylura cristata (star-nosed mole)
Lineage: Eukaryota; Metazoa; Chordata; Mammalia; Eulipotyphla; Talpidae
Gene: DUSP29
Product: dual specificity phosphatase and pro isomerase domain containing 1
Exons: 3
Coding region: 1-666 (221 amino acids)
Biological process (GO): negative regulation of MAPK cascade; protein dephosphorylation
Cellular component (GO): cytoplasm
Molecular function (GO): protein tyrosine/serine/threonine phosphatase activity; MAP kinase phosphatase activity
Source: RefSeq, a predicted model, not a curated record